AUGGUAAACCUCAGCGAUGUUAAGGGAAAUUCCCGCGACAAUCGAACUUCUACGCAUACACAUAUCAAAGGUCUUGGACUUCGAAAUGAUGGCUCUGCUGAGAAGCAAGCCGGUGGAUUUGUUGGCCAAACUUCAGCUCGAGAGGUGGGUUGGCCUUGUGGUGUGGUUGUCGACUUAAUUCGUUCCAAAAAAAUGGCUGGCCGAGCUAUUUUACUUGCAGGAGGACCUGGAACAGGAAAGACAGCUCUCGCUCUAGCUAUCAGUCAAGAGCUUGGAACAAAAGUACCAUUCUGCCCCAUCGUCGCAAGCGAAGUAUACUCGACGGAAGUCAAGAAAACAGAGGCGCUCAUGGAAAACUUUCGACGAGCCAUUGGUCUGAAAGUUCGCGAAACGAAGGAGGUUUACGAGGGCGAGGUUACAGAAUUAACACCAGAGGAAGCUGAAAAUCCAUUGGGAAGCUAUGGAAAGACUAUCAGCACAUUGUUGAUUGGAUUGAAGAGCGCCAAGGGCCAAAAGAAGUUAAGAUUGGAUCCAAGCAUCUACGAAGCUAUACAGAAAGAAAAGGUUACAGUUGGAGAUGUUAUUUAUAUCGAAGCCAAUACUGGAGCCUGUAAACGUGUUGGCAGAUCGGAUGCGUAUGCGACCGAAUUCGACCUGGAAGCGGAGGAGUAUGUGCCAAUACCAAAGGGAGAAGUUAACAAGAAGAAGGAGAUAGUACAGGACGUUACUUUAACAUGA
This is a messenger RNA of Botrytis sinoallii, 738 nucleotides long. RefSeq lists its product as uncharacterized. Lineage: Eukaryota; Fungi; Ascomycota; Leotiomycetes; Helotiales; Sclerotiniaceae. Gene Ontology annotation, cellular component: Swr1 complex; Ino80 complex; R2TP complex. The coding region runs from base 1 to 738 and encodes 245 amino acids. The transcript is spliced from 2 exons. Gene Ontology annotation, molecular function: ATP binding; DNA helicase activity. The record is from RefSeq and is a predicted model, not a curated record. Gene Ontology annotation, biological process: chromatin remodeling; regulation of transcription by RNA polymerase II; box C/D snoRNP assembly.